AGGAUUCUGCUCGUCUUCCUAAAACCCCAAAUUAAAUAUCCAAGAUUCUAUACCUUUUAUCUCAAAAUCUGUACGGAUAACCACAUAAUUUGUAGGAUUUAACCCAAGAAACCGUUGAUUGUUGUCUAAUAGACUGAACUAGCUUUUGGAUUUGCUGCGUAUGUUUAUCAACAGGUAUGUUUGUGUUUGAUCUUUCAUGUUUUUUGGGUAGGUUUAGGUUUUGAAAUUUGGAAGGUUUGUGUUUAUUGAUUUGGGAAUUAGGGUUCUUAGGGUUCUUACUGUGAUCUGUUUGAUCAUGUAGACGAAUGAUGCUAGCUAUUAGCUCUCGUUUAAUUCGAUGAUUUUGUGUUGUGAAAACAUUAAAUAUUGUUGAUUUUUGAUAUCUGGAUGGAACAUGACGCUGCAUUUGGAUUGAAAUUGGAGAUAACUUUGGGAGCACGGAAAGUCUUUCCGUUUUCAUGAAAUUUAGUUUUUGCUUUUUCUAGCAUUUAAAUAUGUGAUAAAUAGCAGAUUACUUGUCCACCAAGAAUGUUAAUUUGGCCUUUUCUUGUCCACUUGCUCUAUGGAGUCUAUAUACAGUAUUUGUUUCUUUUCUUUCUUCUGUAACUCUCUAGAACCCUAAUUUCUUACCCUCAUAGGUGAUAUUAAUUAAACCCCUUAAGAAGAGGAAUCGAUUGGUGAUCAUUUGUUCUCAUUUCCAGCCUCAAGCUUCUGAUUGAUCUUCUAUGAAUACUUUGAAAUCACAUUCUAGUGAUUGAUUUGGCAUUUCUGGGAAAUACAGAAAUGGGUCAACCUUCCAGCACAGCAAUGGAUUCCUCCAGGAAGAGGAAAUCACGAAGCAGGCGUGAAGGACCAAAGGGUGUAGCAGAAACUCUUGCAAAAUGGAAGGAGUUCAACAACAAGAUAGAUUCAUUGGAUGAGAAAGCAAAACCGACGCGAAAAGUCCCUGCAAAAGGGUCGAAGAAAGGUUGUAUGAAAGGUAAAGGAGGACCUGAAAACUCGAGGUGCAACUUUAGAGGUGUAAGACAGAGAACAUGGGGUAAAUGGGUGGCUGAGAUUCGGGAACCCAAUAGAGGCAGUCGUUUAUGGCUUGGUACGUUUGGGUCUGCUGUUGAAGCUGCCUUAGCUUAUGAUGAAGCUGCACGAGUUAUGUAUGGGCCUUGUGCACGCCUCAAUUUGCCGAGUUGUCGGUCAAUGAGUGAUUAUUCUCAGAUGGUGUCGAAUGCUUCAACUGCUGGUUCUAGUUGUGAUUCAACCACCACUUGUAGUCAUUCAGAGGGGGAGUCUAAACGUGAAACGGUCGCGUUGAAGGAUGAAGGUGAAUCGAAUAGCCCUUGUGAUCCAAAACAUGAAGAUGGACAGUUGAGUAUGGUUAAAGUCGAAGUUAAAGAGGAACCUAUGGAGGAGGAGGAGGAGGAGGAGGUUAGAGUUAAAGAAGAAGCAGAUAACCAUGUUGAUGAGAUGUUUGACAUGGAUGAGCUUCUUGAAAUGAUGGAGCAGAGAAGUCCUCAUACGAAGCAGGAAAGAGGAACGACUGCAUACGAGCAGGAUAAGCAGGAACAAGAUGGUGUUGGUUAUGGAUACGAGUGGUGUAUGGCAGAGGAUGGGUUCAGGGAACCGCCAUGGUUCGAGAAGGAGCCAGUGAGCCCUGCAGAUAAGCAGCAGCAGGAGGAAGAUGGUUAUGGGUUUGAUUUUUUGAUGCCAGGGCGGCCUGAAGAAUGUAACUUUACACUGGAAGAGUUGGGGUUGGAUUUGGGAGGUGAUUUGGGUGUGUAAGAUACUUAAACUUAACGUACGUCCAGUUUGUAUCCAGAAGAAAUUGGAAUGAUAAUGGUGGUGGGGUUCGUUUCUUGUUUCUUUCUGAAUUCUGACCUGAUAAUUUGGAAGCCCCUGUGUUGUUCUUGCAGGAACUUGUAUAUGGGUUUUCGUUUUCUUUUUCUUUUUCUUUUAAAGAAAGGAACUUUGUAUAGUUAAAACUGUUAAAAGAGUAUAUAACUAAGUAUCUAUAUCUAUAUUACCUUAUAGAGCAUAUUUGAUAAAUGCUUUAAAAGACUACUGUUUUUUUAUGCAUAAAGUCUUAAAAGUCUUAAUUACAAGUCAUAUGGUACGAUUUAACAAUGCUUCAUCUUUUACAACUUAUCCUUUUAAGUUUUAUGUUUCCCAUAUUUAGUUUUGGUUCUUAAUAUACGUUGCAUUUAUCUCCUUCAAAUUUUGAUCAUUUAUGUUUCCAAGAUUUUCAUUUUAUUAU
Cynara cardunculus var. scolymus (artichoke) is the source of this 2248-nucleotide messenger RNA. RefSeq names its product dehydration-responsive element-binding protein 2A. NCBI's taxonomy places the organism in Eukaryota, Viridiplantae, Streptophyta, Magnoliopsida, Asterales, Asteraceae. The transcript is spliced from 2 exons. Bases 784 to 1776 code for a protein of 330 amino acids. Gene Ontology annotation, biological process: response to stress; positive regulation of DNA-templated transcription. Gene Ontology annotation, molecular function: DNA-binding transcription factor activity; transcription cis-regulatory region binding. The record is from RefSeq and is a predicted model, not a curated record. Gene Ontology annotation, cellular component: nucleus.